This is a messenger RNA of Heterocephalus glaber (naked mole-rat), 1931 nucleotides long. It is a transcript of the gene Mpv17l, whose product is annotated as MPV17 mitochondrial inner membrane protein like. NCBI's taxonomy places the organism in Eukaryota, Metazoa, Chordata, Mammalia, Rodentia, Bathyergidae. Gene Ontology annotation, cellular component: cytoplasm; membrane; mitochondrion. The record is from RefSeq and is a predicted model, not a curated record. Gene Ontology annotation, biological process: mitochondrial ribosome assembly.
GGCGGCCGCGCGUCGCAGGAAGCCUGCGGGCGGCGGACAUGGCGGGCUGGUGGCGGGCGCUUCCGCGCGCGGCCCUGCGCUACCCGUGGCCCACCAACGUGCUGCUCUACACCGGGCUCUUCUCCGCCGGCGACGCGCUGCAGCAGCGGUUGCGGGGCGGCCCGGCCGACUGGCGCCAGACGCGGCGCGUGGCGACCCUGGCCGUGAUCUUCCAAGGCAAUUUCAGUUACGCGUGGCUGCGCCUGCUGGAGCGCGCGCUGCCCGGCCGCGCGCCGCGCGUCGUCCUCGCCAAGGUGCUGUGCGACCAGCUGCUUGGAGGGCCCAUCAUGCUCUCAGCCUUCUACGUGGGUAUGAGCAUUCUCCAGGGACAAGAUGACAUAGUCUUAGACCUGAAGCAGAAAUUUUGGAAUACAUAUAAGGCUGGCCUGAUGUAUUGGCCUUUCGUGCAGCUGACCAACUUCAGCCUCGUUCCUGUGCAGUGGAGGACAGCUUACACUGGACUCUGUGGUUUCCUCUGGGCCACCUUCCUUUGCUUUUCCCAACAGAAUGGGGAUGGUACAUUGAAGUCAGCCUUCAUUCUCCUUCGCAGAAAGGUAGCUGGAGCAGUUGAGGGACCUCCAGAGCAGUGAGAAAUCAAGGAAUCCUUUAACAUGACCAAGUUUUUUUUCCCCUAAAGUGCACUGGAUUGCCUGCAGAGAAAAUACUUGAUUUACCAGUUAUGUGCUUCAUUUUGAAGAAUUACUAUUCCCUACACCCACUUGUUUUUAAAUUACUAAUUAUCAUUAUCAUUGUUGUUGUUAUUUUGUCUUUUAAAGGCAGGGUCUGGCCAUGAAGUUCUUAAACUCACUAAGUAACCCAGGCUGGCCUUGAACUUGUGAUACUCCUGCCUCUGCCUCCCGAGUGCUGGGAUUAUAGGCAUUCACCACCAUGCCCAGCCCAGUUAUUAUUUUAAAUUUUAACCAAAUAUUUUCCCUUUAGUCUGAAAGUCUUACUUCUCAUAUAAUUUCACUUCUCUGAUACUUUGGUUAAAAAUAUCAAUAGUGAGAAAGUGGCAUUUUAGAAUUAUUAAUAAAUACUUAUAUUCAAAUAUUUCAAUAUGCCAAUUGAGUUCAGGAAAACCCAGUUCUGAUUGUUUACAUCUCUGUUCUAAAAUCUCAGGUUAUCUCUUAAACAGUUUGGGAUCAGAGUAGCUUUUAUGUCAGAAAUAGUCCUUAUAGUUUUCUCCCUGUUUUGUCUUGUUUUAUUUUGUUGUUGAGACAGGGUCUCACUAGUUCAUGCUGGCCUUGAACUUGCAGCGAUCCUCCUGCCUUGGAGAAAUAGUCUUUAUAGUAAAAUUUCCAUUUCCCUAAGAUUUAACCAAGGACAAGAUUGAAUAAGAUUUCCCCCCAAAAUACUCUGCAAUAAUUUAUUAUUCUAACACUAAAAUUCUGUAAGUACUUUUUUUAAUCAUCAAAAAAGAAUGAUGUAUGAUUGAUGUGUUCUGUAGGAAAUAUUUUAUCAAUGUCUUCUACUUUUAUAAUAUCAAUAUAGAGUACUUUUAAUUAAUUUUUAAAGUUUUGAGCAUAUUCAUACAGAAGAAAAUAUUUGACUUCUUCAUGACUCCACACACACAUACACACACACACACACACAUACACACACACAGUCUCUCUAAGUCACCCUGAUUGGCCUCAAACUCCUGUUCUUUUUACCUCAUCCUCCCCCAGUUUUGGGAUUACAGGUGUGCCACCAUGCCUGGCAUCAAUGGUAUUAAAUAAACGUUCUAAAAAUAAUAAUUUGGAGUUGGGCAUGGUGGUGCAUGCCUGUAAUCCCAGCACACUGGGAGGCUGAGGUAGGAGGAAUCCAAGUCCAGCCUGGGCAACUUAUUGAGACCUUUUCUGUGAGGCAGACAGGAGGAUCACAAAUUUGAGCCCAGUCUGGGCAACUGAAUG